AUGGAUAUGAUCGCUGUUAAACAAAUUGAUCCACUAAUAAUUAGUGACUAUGAUGUGAAAAAUGAGCUGCUGGCUCUAGAUGUCUCAAAGUGUGCUGGGCCAGAUGGAGUUCAUCCAAAAAUUGUUAGAAUUUUAGCGGGAAAUGAUAAUUUUGUGAGUGCC
Molecule: messenger RNA, 162 nt
Organism: Paramuricea clavata
Lineage: Eukaryota; Metazoa; Cnidaria; Anthozoa; Malacalcyonacea; Plexauridae
Source: the annotation of a GenBank genome assembly